Suncus etruscus (white-toothed pygmy shrew) is the source of this 900-nucleotide messenger RNA. Its product is annotated as F-box only protein 6-like. Gene Ontology annotation, molecular function: protein binding; ubiquitin protein ligase activity. Bases 103 to 900 code for a protein of 265 amino acids. Gene Ontology annotation, biological process: glycoprotein catabolic process; SCF-dependent proteasomal ubiquitin-dependent protein catabolic process. The record is from RefSeq and is a predicted model, not a curated record. Lineage: Eukaryota; Metazoa; Chordata; Mammalia; Eulipotyphla; Soricidae. Gene Ontology annotation, cellular component: cytoplasm; endoplasmic reticulum quality control compartment; SCF ubiquitin ligase complex. The transcript is spliced from 6 exons.
GUGCGGCCUUGGUCAUCACGUCCACCCGGAGCGCCGGUGCGGCCGGCCCGGGCCUCCCGGCCCUGCGCGCAGGCCCGUGUGCACCCCAGGUGAUCCCCUGCCAUGGCCCUGGUGAACAUCAACGAGCUGCCCGAGAACAUCCUCCUGGAGGUGUUCCUCCAUGUGCCUGCCCGCCAGCUGCUGCUUUGCUGCCGCCCCGUCUGCAGUGUGUGGCGGGACCUCAUCGACGUGGUGACCCUGUGGAAGCGCAAGUGUCUCCAGGAAGGCUUCGUCACCGAGAAUGAGGACCAGCCGGUGGCUGAUUGGAAAAUCUUCUACUUCCUCCACAGCCUCCACAGGAACCUCCUGCAGAAUCCCUGUGCUGAAGAGGGUCUGGACUCGUGGAAGAUUGAUGACAAUGGAGGAGACGAGUGGAAGGUGGAGACAUUGCCCGGUGAACAUGGAAGAAACAUUCCCAGCAGCGGAGUCACAAAAUACUUUGUCACAUCCUAUGAGAUGUGCCUCAAGUCACAGCUGGUGGACCUUAAAGCCAAAGGCUACUGGGACAAGCUCCUGGACCACUACCGGCCAGACAUUGUGGUGAAGGACUGGUUCGCACCCCGAGCUGAUUGUGGCUGCACAUACCACCUACAUGUGCAUCUGACCUCAGCAGACUUCAUCACCCUGGCGUCCUUCGAGCCUCCGCCUGUGGUAUUUCCCCAGUGGAAUGAUGCCACGUGGACGGAGAUCUCCCAUACUUUCUCGGACUACCCUCCCGGCGUGCGCUAUGUCCUCUUCCAGCACGGGGGCCAGGACACCCAGUUCUGGGCUGGCUGGUACGGGCCUCGAGUCACCAACAGCAGCGUCACCGUCAGCCCAACCAGAAGGACCCCGAACCCAGCCCCCAAGAGCACAACUUGA